AUGCAUUUGAUUCGGUUAUUUUUCAAAAGAAUUUUGGACGAUUUCCGACAAAAAAAACUGAUACCCCUUAAAAUACUAUGCUUCGUACAUGCCUCAACGCAAUUGGUUUUAUAUCCCUACUUAACAAUACACAUGCGAGAAUUGGGUAUAAAUGUGGAAGAAACUGCUGUGAUGUCUUCUCUAACUCCGCUUUUUUUGAUAAUGAUACCGCCACUCGCCGGAUUGUUUGCCGAUAAAAUUGGUAACUUUAGGUUAUUACUGGCUCUUACAUCAUCUAUGGGUGGCUUAUCAGCGUUGCUGCUACUUCUUGUGCCCGUUGGUAGAUAUACCAUAACAUAUCCACCCGCGGUAGAACUUAUAGCCUCGUGCGACAGUGCUGUUCUGCAUCUUCAAGAUGUUAGACAAUAUUCUUGUCAUCCUAUACAUCCAUAUGAACAUGAUACUAAUUUGACGUUACAAUCAUGUGGAUUUGUUUGCCAAUCUCUAAACGUAUCGAAAGAUAUGCAUGUUGUACUUAAAAGUAAAUCUUAUAAUGUUAAUUUAAAGUCUUUGACACGAUCACAGCGGCUUAUAUAUCGAAACGUCAUAAAUCCAAUAUCUGAAGAUUUUGAUUCAAAAGAUAGAAAAAGAGUUCGUAUCCUGACAAACAAUCCAAAUUUUAAUUCAACCAUAACGCAAGUGUCCGAUAGUAAAAUUUAUUUUCCUACACCGCAAUUGUAUACUAUGAAUUGUAAUGAUAUAAAUAACAUCACAUGUUUGUUCGGAAACUUUGAUUUAAUUUCGGAAUUAGAAAAGGACAUACAUGAAGAUUAUCGUGCAAGAAUAGCACGGCGUAUAGAAGAUGAUGUGGAUGAAUCACCAGUGUAUUCGAUUAAUGCCAUACAAAGUAGAAAUAAACCCUUUAAAGAUUUUGAAGGAGAUGAUAGUACAACGUGUAUCGAUAGGUUCAAGGAAGCUGAAAACGAUGUUGAAGUCAUGGUUCAAGUUGGAUAUAAAGAAUUUUCUAAAUGUUACUCGGCUUGUGCCAUGACAACACCCCGGGCAAGUCUCUGUGAAAAUAGUCAACAACAAAUUGAUAUAGAUCCUUCUUUUACUUUCUGGAGUUAUAUGGCUCUUCGAGUGCUUAUUGGUAUUAUUGGUGGAACAUCGUUUGCGUUGUUUGAAGGUGCUGUAAUAGCCAUAAUAAGAGAGCAGGAAGCCGACUAUGGAAUGCAGAAAGUCUAUGGAAGUGUUGGAGGCAUUAUUUCUUCACCUAUUUCGGGGUUGUUCAUUGACUAUGCUAGUAGAGGGAAAGGAUAUACAGAUUUCAGGCCUGCCUUUUAUAUGUAUGCAGUGUUGAAGGUAAUGUCUGGGAUCCUAGUGUUAGGCCUAGACCUUGAGUUCAAAAAACCUGCAAAAACCUUGGUAAAAGAUGUUAUCACGGUAUUUAAAAACUUCGAAAUCGUCGCUCUUCUCAUCGUUUGUAUUGUAAUGGGCACUGCCUGGGGAUAUCUCGAAAGCUUCCUAUUCUGGUUCCUACAAGACCUGGGAGCGUCGCAAUCGCUCAUGGGCAUUACUAUCACAGUGGGUGGGAUCGCUGGCUUACCUCUCUUAGUAUUAUCAGGCCCUAUCAUUAAAAAAAUAGGACAUUCAAAUGUACUUUUCAUCGGAUUCAUCUUCUACGCCAUUCGUCUUUUUGGUUAUUCGUUCAUAUACAACCCGUGGCUGAGUUUAAUAUUUGAAGCGAUGGAAUCGGUGACUUUGUCGUUGUCGUUCACUGCGGCAGUCACGUACGCGGCACUCCUUUCAUCAACUACCACCGAUUCUUCCGUACAAGGAUUACUGGGAGGACUCUACUAUGGCGUUGGUAAAGGUGCCGGAAGUCUUAUCGGUGGUUAUUUGAUGAAGUUCUUUGGUACUCGAUUGACAUAUCGACUAUUUGCAGCCGCUACGUUGGUCACUGGCUUAUUUUACUUCGUUUUCAAUAGAUUUUGUAUAAGGAAGUUUGUGAAAUGUAGAGAAAACGACACCUCUGCUAAAAAUAAUGCAAAUGUAGAGUCGUGUGAGACUUCACAUAUAAAAGCUAACAUAGAUGUCGCUGCAGACAAAAUGUCGAGUGAAAUGACUGGCUUGGAUCGUUUGAAAUUAGUAAAGGAUACAACAGAUGGCGGCAGUGACUCUGGUGUAGAAAACCCAGCGUAUUUAGAUAAUGAAUUAUGCAAAGAUGACACAAAGAAAAUACAAGAAAAGCGCUUAACCUAA
Pieris macdunnoughi is the source of this 2241-nucleotide messenger RNA. The record is from the annotation of a GenBank genome assembly. NCBI's taxonomy places the organism in Eukaryota, Metazoa, Arthropoda, Insecta, Lepidoptera, Pieridae.